UAGACGCUGAUGCUGACGCACAGGUUGCGUUACCCGGAAGUAGCGGUGAUUGUUUUGAUUUUACUUAAAUCACAGGAGCACUGUGGUUUCAUACAUACCAUUUAUUUUUAGACGAGGAAAUCUGUUAUAACAUGCCUCACUCCUGCGCUGUGAAGACAUGCAGAAAUAAAGCAAAGACUGGCACUGCCUUGUCGUUUCACCGCCUGCCAGUGAGGGAACCUGAGCGGCUCAAACUGUGGCUGUCUGCCUUAAACGUAAAUGUAAAUACUCCCAUUGAGGAGUUAAAGAAAUAUAUUGUCUGCUCAGAGCAUUUCGUACCGGAGGACUACACCGUUAACGGACAGCUGAAGACCGAUAGGAUGCACCGUUUUCUGACGCCAACGGCUGUCCCGACCGUUACCUCCUGCACGCUUCAACAAAAUGCAGCGGAGGAUUCAGAAAACGACAGGACCAAGGAUGUGUCAUUGGAUUCUCAUUCCUCUGAAGACAGCCAGUCGGUCUCUGAAGAGCUGCUUCCCUCACUGCGGCACUGUGACAUUAAGGUGGAGGAAACAGAGAUCCACCCACAGGUCAAAGAGGAGCAGGUGGACAAGUGUAUCAGUGCAGACAUAGAGGCUGAUACUUCCAACGAUGCUGAAGACAGACAUCCUAAAUCAGAACCAACCACUGACUGGGAGCUCUUCCCAUCCUCCAGUACUGAAACUAUGACUGUAAAUGAUGACAAAUGGAAUGAAAGUGACGGUUCAUCAUCGCCUCAUCGUAGCGUCGAAGUCUUUGUGGAACUGGAACAGCCUCCGAGGCAAGAAAAGUCUUGUCGUUUUUGUGGUAAAAGUUUUAAGAGAGACUCUUAUCUGAUCAGGCAUGUAGGCAAGAGCCACAAAGGGCACAAGGCCUUCAAAUGCUUGGAGUGUAACAAGGAGUUUGAACAACGUUACCAGCUAGUCCUGCACAUAAGAAUUCACACAGGUGAAAAACCCUUUAGUUGUGAUUACUGUGACAAAACGUUUGUUCAGAACUCAAGUCGCCUUGCUCACAUGAGGGUGCAUACCGGGGAAAAACCAUAUUUUUGUGUUAAGUGUGGGAAAAGUUUUGCCACAAGCAAUCAUUUUAAAUUUUGCAGAAUGCAGAAUGAGUGCAAAAUCACACCAGAAAAAGAGGAUGUGGAUGAGAAUCACAAAGAGCAGAAGCCCUUUAAAUGCUUUGAAUGCAACAAGGAGUUUAAUCAAAAGCACCAGCUUGUUCUGCAUGCGAGAGUUCACACCGGUGAAAAACCCUUCAGUUGCGACUUCUGUGGCAAGACGUUCACACAGAACUCUAAUCGUAUUGUUCACAUGAGACAGCAUACUGGAGAGAAACCAUAUUUUUGUAAUAAGUGUGGCAAAAGGUUUGCAAGUAGCCAUCAUCUCAAAUUGUGCACAGGAACUCAACACAAUAGGAUAAACAAGUCAUUUCGUUGCAUAACUUGUGGUAGAACCUUUCACACAGAUUCAGACCUGAAGGUGCAUGUGGAGGUUCAUGAGUCAUGGAAACGGCACAUCAGUGAGAAACUGCAAGGACAGGAGUUAGAAGAAAAAAACUUAAAGCAUGUCUGAGAGAACAUCAGUCUGUGAUACCAUGGACUGCUUCCAGCAUCAGUGAUAUCACAGAUAAAUAAAGAAAAUAUUAACAAGCUGGAGGUGAGAAAUUAUGUUGAAUAUUAAAACAUAAAAUGUGCCCAAAAGCAAAGUGGCCUUUUGUGCCUUUCUUAUACAAGUUUAAAACCUCUUCACAAUUUUUAACAAACACAAAUCAGUGUUUGAGAGGUUUGUCAGGCCAUGGGUGCACUAAAAAGCUUCAGUGUGGUCAGUAUGUUUCACUACAUAUGUGCACAUCAUGACAUGGUUCCAAACCUUUAAUUUUUGCUUGUUCUGUUGCACACAAGCAACAAUGGUUGCCAUCUGAGGAGCGGAGGUUCUCUGAAGUCCCUCUCCCAAAGUUACUUCCAUUCUUUGCCUUAUACAUGUAGGGUUCUUCCUUGUCUUCUUAGAGCAGUGUGUCUUGAACAGUGCAACUUGGAAAGAAACCAAGCAGUAUUCCCAUUGUUCUCAUUCGUAAGAGUUGUUGUCAAAGUUUGACAGUGUCUCAAAGUUGUUGUGGAUGUUUUCAGUUUCUUACUUUGUUCAUAAAAUAAAUAAAACAACCAAUUAUUGAAAAUAAGGAAAAUAAAAUGUGCAAAUUCUUUUCAAAA
Molecule: messenger RNA, 2227 nt
Organism: Thunnus maccoyii (southern bluefin tuna)
Lineage: Eukaryota; Metazoa; Chordata; Actinopteri; Scombriformes; Scombridae
Product: zinc finger protein 436-like
Exons: 3
Coding region: 132-1592 (486 amino acids)
Biological process (GO): regulation of transcription by RNA polymerase II
Cellular component (GO): nucleus
Molecular function (GO): DNA-binding transcription factor activity, RNA polymerase II-specific; RNA polymerase II cis-regulatory region sequence-specific DNA binding
Source: RefSeq, a predicted model, not a curated record